CAAUGACAACAAAGCUGGUAUGGAAGGCCUUGACAGAGACAAAAUCAAUAAGAUCAUUCUUGAGGCUUCCAAGGGCUCCAAGUUUUAUGAGAACGAACUGAAGAAGGAGCGUCAGGUGAACCAGCGGAUUGAAAAGAUGAUGCAGCAAAAAGCUAAAAUUACUGAGCAGCAACUGCAGAAAGCACAAGCUGAGGUUUAUAAACUGUCCGCUGAACUGGAGAUGCGGCGAGAUUUGAGCCGCGUCAUAGUGCACGUAGACAUGGAUGCGUUUUAUGCCGCUGUGGAAAUGAGAGAUUGUCCAGAACUGAGGGACAAACCCAUGGCUGUGGGAUCUAUGAGUAUGCUGUCCACCUCCAACUACCAUGCGAGGAGGUUUGGUGUUCGUGCUGCCAUGCCUGGCUUCAUUGCCAAGAGGCUUUGUCCAAACCUUGUCAUCGUUCCAACCAACUUUGACAAAUACAGAGCAGUGAGUUCACAGGUGCGCGAGAUUUUUUCAGACUAUGAUCCACACUUCCUGCCUAUGAGCCUGGAUGAGGCCUAUUUGGACAUAACUGACCAUUUGGAGCAGAGAGAGCAUUGGCCUGCGUCCAGGCGUACAUAUCGCGUGUGUUCAUCCCAGACUGUGGAAGAGAGAGAAGGACAGAUGCUGGAAGCUGAAGAGGAGACUGAUAAUCUGUCCCCUGUCCUGUUUGAGGACAGUCCCACUGUGUCCCCGACUCUCCCUGAGCCAGCUGGUGAUGUGAUCGUGUUUGGCACUUGUGCAGAGGAGGCGGUUCGAGAGAUGCGGUUCCGCAUCGAACAGAAAACCACGCUCACCGCCAGUGCUGGUAUUGCACCCAACAUGAUGCUGGCUAAGGUAUGCAGUGAUAAAAAUAAACCGAAUGGCCAGUACAGAAUUCCAUCUGAACAUCAAGCUGUGAUGGACUUCACCAAAGACCUGCCUGUCCGAAAGGUGUCUGGCAUUGGAAAGGUCACUGAGAAAAUGCUGGGUUCUCUGGACAUAACCACAUGUGCCCAGCUUGGCCAGAAGAUGGCGCUAUUAUCCUUGCUCUUUUCAGAAACAUCUUGGCACCAUUUCCUGCAGAUAUCUCUUGGCCUUGGCUCCACACACAGAGAGAGGGAUUCAGAGAGAAAAAGCAUGAGCACAGAAAGGACGUUUUCAGAGAUGAGUGAUUUGGAGGAGCAGUAUGCGCUGUGUAGAGAACUUUGUGAAGACCUGGCCCAGGAUCUGCAGAGGGAAGGCCUCAAGGGUAAAACAGUUACCCUGAAGCUGAAGAAUGUGGACUUUGAAGUAAGAACAAGGGCUUUCACGUUGCAAUGUCCGGUCUGCACUACAGAGGAGAUCUUUGCAGCUGCUAAGGACCUCCUGAAAGCAGAGGUCGACCAUGUCAGCCCACAGCCCUUAAAACUGAGACUAAUGGGAGUUCGCGUCUCAAGCUUCAUCAAUGUCGAAGAGAAAAAGCCCUUACAGAAGAGCAUAGUUGGUUUCUUGCAGGCAGGAGGGUCUGAUCCUAACCAUUCACAGCGAUCAGCCCCUGUAUUCAGAACUGUUGCGGACAAAAGUUCAGAAUCUCCCCGGAAAGAGCUGUCAUCUGAAACAGGGGAACAAGAGGACAAGCCGAAGCACCAAAACAGAUGGGUGAUCGAUUCUGGUGGCUUCAGAGCCCCUCAGCAACAGUCUUUCUUUCAGAGGGUUCAGUCGCGAAGACUGGCAGAGGAGUCUGAACUCAAGGCCCGCGAGGAGAACGCGCAAACAUCAAACAGACCGACGGACACCAAACCAGUCACAAAUGCAGAUGCAUCUGGUCCGGAUAAAGCGGCAGAUACAAAAUCGUCAACAAACCAAGAAUCGUCUCCCGCUGCGUCCAUGCCGCAGUCCCUCACGUGUCCCGUGUGCUUCAGGCAGAUGGGGACCAUAGACCUCACGGCCCUCAACCGGCACAUCGACAAGUGCCUGUCCGAGAGUGUGACAGGUUGUGAAAAAACGAGCAUAGAUACGGGUCAGGAGAGAUGGAGUGAUGUGUGUGAAGAAAAGAAAGAUCAGGAGGAAGAGAACACAACCUCAUCAGAUUCAUGUCAUAGCAAAGCCACGCCCUCAACCUCAGAGGGAGAUAGAGCUUUGGUUCAAGAUCUCCCUUCUAAGGAUGACGGCGAAAAGCCAUCCACAAGCGUAUUAAACUCUGUGUCUUUCUCCACUGAAUUUGGAAGGGGUGGUCUUACGCCCUCACGUCCUAACCACGAUAGGAAUUCUAAUGACUGUGAUUCCCAUGCCUCCGAUCAUCUAAGUCAUGAAAGCAAACCUACCUCAGUAGCACCUCUCAAGAUGAAUUCAUCUAAUUCUGGAGGCGUUUUCUCACAGCACUCAAAAGGCACAGCUCUGACGUGCCCAGUGUGCUGUAAGCCGCAGGAAACCGACGACCUGUCGCUCUUCAACCGCCAUGUAGACGUAUGUCUCAAUCAGAGAGUGCUCCAGGAGCUCAGAGAAACAGACAGCCCUGCUAAUGGUAAUACUGAGGACCCUCAACACAUCCUGAAAUCUAGAGGGAAAAGCAAGAGAAAAGGGUCUUCACCUCCUCCUUCAAAGAAACCCAGAGCUGUGGGGACAAGACAUACUAUAGACAAGUUUUUCAGAGGGGGCUCCAGAUAA
Chanos chanos (milkfish) is the source of this 2647-nucleotide messenger RNA. RefSeq names its product polymerase (DNA directed) kappa (gene polk). The record is from RefSeq and is a predicted model, not a curated record. Lineage: Eukaryota; Metazoa; Chordata; Actinopteri; Gonorynchiformes; Chanidae. Gene Ontology annotation, cellular component: nucleus. The transcript has 14 exons. Gene Ontology annotation, molecular function: damaged DNA binding; DNA-directed DNA polymerase activity. The coding region runs from base 20 to 2647 and encodes 875 amino acids. Gene Ontology annotation, biological process: error-prone translesion synthesis.